AAUAAAAAGGCCAGGAGCGAGGAUUCAACAAAACGACAUCGUUUAUUUUUGUUUUGGCGUUGGCAGCGUCUUCAGCUGAUUCUCCCUGAAAGACGUUAAAUUAUCCCUCUUCCAAGCACAACCCAAACUCUAGUUUCAACGGAUAUAAUUCUAUAUAGCUUUUCUGUUUCCAAUGGCAACGACCUCUAAUGGGCUCAACGGCUCAGGUAAUGUAAAUGAAAAGGAGGGAACACUGAACGAGUCUGUGAAAGAAGAUGUUAUGGCUAUGAAUUCAGAGCCCCAUCAUGAAGAUACUGAGGCGAAAGAAAGAGUGGAAGCAAUGUGGGAGCAAAUGAAUAAGGGAAUACCUAAGAAUGUUCUCAGACAAUUUUCAAGCAAUAAUUCCUCAGCCUUAAACAAAGCUUCACCCAAAGCUUCCAAUAAUUGGAUGAAGUAUCUGCAAUUGAGACCACCAAAGACUGCAGGGUCUCCUGGGCAAGACAGACAGACAGACGAGAAGGCUCGAAGUGCUGUGCAGAAUGGAACAAGUCAUAAGGCUCGGUUAGCGCAAGUAGAUAAAGGAAUAUCUAAUGCUACCCUCAAAUCAGUUUUAAAGGAAGAUAAUUCAACUGGGGAUACUAAAUUUUCUCAGAAGAUGUCUAAUAAUUGGAUGAUGCAUCUGGGCAUGCCAUCAAAUAAAACUGAAGCCCUUAGCAAAGAUAAACCACUGAAGGAACCUACUGUGAUGCAGAACAGCAUCAGUGAUGAGGCAAAGAAGCUUGCAGCUGCUGCCCUCGCAGCAGUGAAGGAUGCUGCAGCAGCUGCAGCGGCUGCGUCAAAUAGAGGGAAAAUUGAGAUAACUGAGGUUCGAGACUUUGCUGGUCAAGAAAUUGAAAUAAAAAAGUGUAUUGAUGCUGAUUCAAAAGAGGCAGCUGAAAAGGCAAAAGCUCAUGCACCUUCUGCUGUAGAUGCUGUUCUUGAACAAAUCAAGAAGAAGCCAAAACUCAGCGUGCUUGAUAAGACGAAAAAAGAUUGGGGAGAAUUCAAGGAAGAAAAUAAGGGGAUGGAGGAAGAGUUGGAUGCUUACAAGAAGAGCUCAAACCAGUAUCUGGAUAAGGUUUCUUUCUUGCAGCGGGCUGAUUAUCGGGAAUUUGAGAGGGAGAGAGAUGCAAGGCUUGCUCUACAGGCUAGGAGGAGACCUGACAUGCGGGAGGAGCCAUGACUAUAUACAUUCCUAAGUUGCUUUUAAUUGCAUCAUCGUGCGAGCUGCAGCAUGAAAGACCCAGAGUUGUUGAGAAUAGAGUAGGGGCCUUUUUUCCCAUUACUAGGAUGGAAGGCCCUUUAGCAAAUACAUUUCGGACUCUUCCUCUGUGUUUAAAAUGCGAGUUAUAUUAAAUCUUUUUGAGGUUGCUUGUCUUGUAUAAAUCUACUGGACGUCAUGUGUCUUUCAGGAAAGAACAUCACUGAAGGGGAAGCCAGUUAACAUGCCAGCAAGGUUUCAUGCGCACAUUAGCUUACUACAUGAUAAAUCAGUGAUAUUUGCUAAUAUAAAAUGCCAGUGCUUUUUUGUUCUUUAA
Molecule: messenger RNA, 1556 nt
Organism: Durio zibethinus
Lineage: Eukaryota; Viridiplantae; Streptophyta; Magnoliopsida; Malvales; Malvaceae
Source: RefSeq, a predicted model, not a curated record